Cynara cardunculus var. scolymus (artichoke) is the source of this 8845-nucleotide messenger RNA. RefSeq names its product chromatin structure-remodeling complex protein SYD. Lineage: Eukaryota; Viridiplantae; Streptophyta; Magnoliopsida; Asterales; Asteraceae. Gene Ontology annotation, molecular function: ATP binding; DNA binding; ATP-dependent chromatin remodeler activity. The coding region runs from base 260 to 8758 and encodes 2832 amino acids. The record is from RefSeq and is a predicted model, not a curated record. Gene Ontology annotation, biological process: positive regulation of transcription by RNA polymerase II. The transcript has 41 exons. Gene Ontology annotation, cellular component: nucleus.
AAUUAAAUUUAUGCUUAAUUGUGCCCUAACAUCCCCGUUUUAGCUGAUGCUUGGGUCGUUUAUGGUAGUAGAAACCCUAUUUCGAAGACACUUGCUGUUAUAAUAUGUGCUUGAAAUCAUUGACUAUAAAAAUCCAUCUUAAUAUCGCUUGUGCUUAGCUGAUGUGGUUUAGUAAAUAUUUGUUAUCGUCAUGUGUAGUUAUCAUUAGCGUUUCUCUUUGAUUGUUCACCAUGUUACUGGAAAAGAUGCAUUGGCCUACAUGUCAGAAUAUUUUCUGCUAAUAUUGCAGCGAACAAGUAGUAUGGCGGCAACUCCGCAAAAUGUCGAGAUGGAAGCAGCAAAGUUCCUGCAUAAGCUUAUUCAGGAAUCCACCGAUGAGCCCACAAAAUUGGCUACGAAACUACAUGUGAUUUUGCAGCAUAUGAGAUCCAGUGGAAAGGAAAAUUCUAUGCCAUACCAAGUGAUAUCAAGGGCUAUGGAGACAGUUAUAAAUCAACAUGGUCUUGACAUUGAGGCUUUAAUGGCAUCACGUCAACCUUUGACCAGUGGGACUCAAGGUGGAGAGUCAUCCUUGUCGCAAAUUGCAGGUCCUUCACAGCAAGCUGCAGUGGAAAAUGAUUCCAAAAGUACUUUAACUGCUGAAGAUGCAGCAAAAAUUGCUACAUUUUCAAGCAAGCCACUGCAUGCAGGACAUGAUAUUUAUCAAGGAUCUGCAAAUCAACUUAACUCUAUCAAGAGUCAUGGAUCAGAUGCCGGUUUUUCUGGCUCAUAUGAAUCAGCAGAACCAGGGAACCCAUUAUCCAUGCAGUUCAGCAAUUCAUAUGAUAACCAGAGUGCUGCGAUGUUGAUGCACAAAGGCCCGGCUGGAAAGGCAUUGGAGCAAGAAGGAAGAUUUCCAAAUGUGAUGGCGAAUUCAAGCAAGACAGUUCAGGGUGGCAUCUCAAACAAUGUCGCUGAAAUGGGAAUGUUUCGAACUGACGCUUCAAGAGAUACCGGAAAAUUACCCGUCUUACAGGCUCCUUCUGUUGGACCUUCCAUGCCUUUCAAGGAACAUCAUUUAAAGCAGCUCAGAGCUCAAUGCCUUGUAUUUUUGGCCUUCAGGAAUAAUUUAAUGCCGAAAAAGUUGCAUCUUGAGAUUGCACUGGGGAACUUCUUUCCCAAGGAAGAAUACCUGUCUACUAAUGAGCUGCAAUUCAACCAUAUGCAAAUAACGAGUGGUAUUGCAGAUAUAAAUAGCAAAGAACAGAUUGACCAGAAGGGGAAAGAGCAUUCUAUUGGUGGCCAGAGCAUCAGUCAUGAAGUUGGAAUGCCUUCUUCUAGAAUUGAUAAUAGGGAAACUGAAAGAACUGGUCCUGGUUAUUCGAGCAGUGGAUUCAUUUCAGAAACAAACCUUUUGAAAGAAGGCGAGAAACUUGACAGGAUGAUAGAUAAAAAUGACCCACCUUCUGGUCUUCCUGAACAUGGACAGGGGAUGAGAAAUAAUAUAAUUCCAAGGAAAUUUGAUGCGGAGCUGCAAGCAUUUGAAGCAAAAGAAUUGCAGACAUCUGCAACCAAAGUUGCACGAGCAGAUUCUAACAUUGCACCACAUGCAGGCCUUUUUGGUGUGCCUGUAGGUGAAGGGAAAGAUUAUUUUUCAAGUCAAUCGAAAAGCCAUGCUGAUAACCAAGGAAAUCGGCAUGGUCAUAGUCAUUUGCCAAGUUUCUCUCUGAGAGAAAGUUGGAAGUUUCAUUCAGGAAUGGAAGGUGAAAGGCACAUGGUGGUGCCGAAGAAUGCUAAUGUUCUGGAAAAGGAUGUAAUACUUGGAAAUAAUCAUGAGGGGGAAGAUAAUUCUGAACCUAAUGCUUCGCCAGCAUCGCCUAGGUACACUACGUCUGAAAAGUGGAUUGCAGAUUGCCAAAAAAGAAAAAUUGAUGCUGAUUAUAAUUGGGCUGUUAAAAAGAAGAAAACAGAGCAACGGAUCUUGGCUUGUGUUGAAAAGUUAAAGGAAACAGUUAGCUCUUCUGAAGACAUUUCUGCAAAAACCAGAAGCGUUAUCGAAUUAAAAAAGCUUGAACUCUUGGAUCUCCAGCAUCGCCUCCGAAGUGAUAUCCUGAAUGAUUUUUUUAAACCGAUAUCUACCGAGAUGGAUCGCUUGAAAUCAAUUAAGAAACAUAGGAUAGGCCGAAGAUCCAAGCAACUUGAGAGGUAUGAGCAGAAGAUGAAGGAAGAGCGUCAAAAGAGAAUUCGAGAAAGACAGAAGGAUUUCUUUGGUGAAUUGGAAUUGCACAAGGAAAGACUGGAAGAUGUAUUUAAAUUUAGGAAGGAACGGACGAAGGGCUUUAACAAGUAUGUAAGAGAGUUUCAUAAAAGGAAGGAAAGACUUUACCGGGAGAAGAUCGACAGAAUCCAGCGAGAGAAGAUCAAUCUUUUAAAAAUCAAUGAUGUGGAGGGUUAUCUACGAAUGGUUCAGGAUGCAAAAUCAGAUCGGGUAAAGCAACUACUGAAAGAGACUGAGAAGUAUCUUCAGAAGCUUGGAUCUAAGCUGAAAGAGGCAAAGGUUAUCAGCAGAUGCUUUGAGUCAGAUAUGAAUGGUCUAAAUGAUAAUAGUGAAUUUACUAUCGAGGAUGAAGAUGAGACAGACCAGGCAAAGCAUUAUAUGGAGAGCAAUGAAAAGUACUAUAUGAUGGCUCAUAGCAUCAAAGAGACUGUAGCGGAGCAGCCAGCAUCUCUUAUUGGUGGAAAAUUGAGAGAGUACCAGAUGAAUGGAUUACGAUGGUUGCUGUCACUUUACAACAACCAUUUGAAUGGAAUUCUUGCAGAUGAAAUGGGCCUGGGGAAAACCGUUCAGGUUAUUUCUUUACUUUGUUACCUAAUGGAAAAUAAAAAUGAUAGAGGGCCCUUCUUGGUGGUUGUGCCAUCCUCAGUUCUGCCUGGAUGGGAGACAGAAAUUAACUUCUGGGCCCCAAGCAUCAACAAAAUUGUCUACGCUGGUCCUCCUGAGGAGCGCCGAAGGUUAUUCAAGGAAAGAAUUGUUCAGCAGAAGUUCAAUGUUCUUUUGACAACAUACGAGUAUCUGAUGAACAAGCAUGACAGACCAAAACUGAGCAAAAUACAUUGGCAUUAUGUUAUAAUUGAUGAGGGCCAUCGCAUAAAGAAUGCUUCUUGCAAGUUAAAUGCUGACUUGAAGCAUUAUCAUAGCUCUCACAGAUUGCUUUUGACUGGAACUCCUUUGCAGAACAAUCUUGAGGAACUGUGGGCACUGCUUAACUUUCUGUUGCCAAAUAUUUUUAAUUCGUCGGAAGAUUUUUCUCAGUGGUUCAACAAACCAUUCGAAAGCAACGCAGAUAACUCCCUUGAAGAAGCUUUGCUCUCUGAGGAGGAGAAUCUAUUAAUCAUAAAUCGUCUUCACCAAGUUCUGCGACCAUUUGUGCUUAGGAGACUGAAGCACAAGGUUGAGAAUCAGCUGCCUGAGAAGAUAGAGAGACUCGUAAGAUGUGAGGCUUCUGCAUAUCAGAAGAUAUUGAUGCAGAGGGUAGAAGAUAGUCUUGGCGCAUUUGGUGCUUCAAAGGCUCGAGCAGUGCACAAUUCUGUUGUUGAACUACGAAAUAUAUGCAAUCAUCCUUACCUCAGUCAGCUUCAUACGGAAGAGGUUCAUGAUUUCAUCCCCAAACAUUAUCUUCCUAAUGUGAUUAGGUUUUGUGGGAAGCUUGAGAUGUUGGAUCGACUACUGCCUAAGCUAAAAGCUACAGAUCAUCGGGUUCUUCUUUUUUCAACAAUGACUAGACUGCUUGAUGUCAUGGAGGAUUAUUUGUAUUGGAAACAGUAUAAAUACCUUCGUUUAGAUGGACAUACACAUGGCGGUGACCGUGGGGCCUUAAUUGACAAUUUUAACAAACCAGGGUCUCCAUAUUUCAUAUUCCUGCUCAGCAUACGUGCUGGAGGCGUUGGAGUGAAUCUUCAAGCUGCGGAUACAGUUAUCAUUUUUGACACAGAUUGGAAUCCACAGGUUGAUCUGCAAGCACAGGCUAGAGCUCACAGAAUUGGUCAGAAGAAGGAUGUACUCGUUCUUCGGUUAGAAACUGUUAAAACGGUGGAAGAACAAGUUAGAGCUUCAGCUGAGCACAAACUUGGAGUUGCGAAUCAGAGCAUUACUGCUGGGUUCUUUGACAAUAACACAAGUGCGGAAGACCGGAGAGAAUACUUGGAGUCCCUUCUGCGGGAGUGUAAGAAAGAGGAAGCUGCUCCUGUUUUAAAUGAUGAUGCUCUCAAUGAUCUUAUAGCCCGGAGUGAGUCUGAAAUUGAUGUAUUUGAGGAACUUGAUAAAAAGAGGCAGGAAGAAGAGCUGGUUGUAUGGAAAAAAUUGGUAUUAGAACAAGGGGGGAUAAGUAGUGAACCCAUACCUCCUCUUCCUUCUCGGCUUGUGACAGAUGAUGAAUUGAAAUCCUUCUGUGAAGCUAUGAAGGCAAUUGAAGUUCCCAAACCUGUGGUUGUACCUGGUAUUGGGGGUAAAAGGAAGGGUGGACUUGGGAACUUCGAUACUCAACAAUAUGGAAGGGGAAAGCGAGCAAGAGAGGUGCGUUCUUAUGAGGAGCAAUGGACAGAAGAUGAAUUUGAGAAGCUGUGCCAAGUUGAUCCACCCGAUUCCCCCAACGCGAAGGAAGAACUGAAAGAAAGAGACUUGGCUAUAGUCACAAGCGAAUCUGGCAUUGUUAUUGGUGCAGAAGGAGGCUUGCCCAGCAUACAGACAAUACAGCCUUCUGAAGAUCUCGCCAUUCAACAAAUCAAGGAGGUAAAUCCACCAUCAAAACGGGGUCGUGGGAGGCCUAAAAAGAACACGGCAGGAAUUUCUUCAUCUUCAUUGGUUCUUCCGUCUUCUUCAGUACCUCAUAUUGCUAGAAGUGUUGCUCCAACGGUUCACCCAUUGGGUAUACAAAAUGCACCUGCUUCUCAGUUGACAGUUAUCGUCCCUUCUGGUUCCAGUUCACCGUCUGACGGUGGUCAGUCAACGGUUGCUUUGGCUUCUGCCUCUAAUGCGACACUGACUGUGCCUCCUGGUUUUCAGCCAACAGCAAAUCAUCCUCCUGGUUUUCAGGCAACAGCCAGUUCCCCUCUUGGUUAUAAAUCAGUGACCACUCCCCCUCCAGGAUACCAGAAAAUGAGCAGCCCCCCUGGUUAUCAGCAGAUAGCUCCUGCACCCCCUGGGUUCCAACCCUUGACCACUUCACCUGCUCCUCUGGUAGGCUCACAGGUUACAGCUUCUCUAGUUUCUGCCCCUCUAUCAACCCCCAGUCUCCCUGCUGGUUCUCAAUCAACCCCUACUAUCCCUGCUGGACCCCAGUUAAUAGCUGCGUCUCCUCCCAACCAUAAUAUACCACCAGCUUCUCAGUCGAACUCUGCACAGUAUUCUAGCUCCAUUUCCAACACUAAUCUCCCUCCUGGCACUCAUUCUAGUGCCACCUUACCUGUGGGUUCUGUCUCGCUGCCAAUGCUCCCGCCAUCCUCUCCCGACUCUCAGUCUGCUGUAUCUCCUUCUAUAGUGACACCUGGGAGAGGUCGGGGUCGGGGUCGGGGUCGACCACGAGGUCGAGGUAGAGGUCGUGGUCAAAUAAUUGAAAGCGGAGUUGAUGUGCCUCAACGUAGGGGUAGAAAGCCAAAUAAUGUGGUAUUAGCUAUUCCGGGUCUUCGGGCGUCUUCUCCAGUCAGCAAGCCUGAAACAGGUUCCCUAGUGGUUCCUGCUACUACUUCUGAAAUUCAAAAUCAGCCUUUAGUUUCUGACGCUACUGCUGUAAAUGUUGUCAGUAACAUACCAACUCCAGGGACUGUUGGUACUCCAGUAACUGUAUCCCCUCCUGAAACCUCCAAAUCAGAUAUAGCAUUACCAAAAACAUCAGUCCCUGCUACGUCUUUUGCUGCCUCUUCUAUUUUUGCUGACCCUGGUGAGACUCUGGUAGAUCCUGAUGUGGGGACUACUCAGAUGCCGCUUUCUGUUUCUGUUGGUUCUCAGCCCACUGAGCUUGGAACUUUGAGUUCUCAGAUAGCCGCCCCAAUUGUCACUGUUCCGCUUGAUUCUCGUUCUGUGUCUCCUUCUGAUACUGCAUUGAAGCAAGGUAGAGGGCGAGGAAGAAAGGCUCAAAGUGGAUUGGAGGUACCCCGUCGCAAGGAAAAGAAGAAAGAGGAGAUGGUAGAUGCUCAGGAGCAAAAAUCUACCAGACCAGCACAGAAGAAAUCACGUAUUUCUUCUGGUAGAAAAACUGUUGCUACAAGAAGUAUGUUACGAAAUGAAGCUCAGAAGAAAGCUUCUACAACAGAUGAUCAUUUCAGCCAAGGUUCUAAACUAGCUGAACCGUCACUGAACUCUUCCCUGAAUGUAAAAGAACAAUUAAGCGCAUUAGCAGAAGCUGACAAGUCUGCUGAUACUAGCACAAUGGAUAAUAGCACAAGUAACCAUGGAGAGAAGGUUGUGGAAGCAAAAGAUAUUUCAGUGGCAACUGAAACAGGGUCAAAGACUCAUGAUGCUGUUGAAAAGACUGAGCCUAACUCUUCUUUGAAUGAGAAAGAACAACCAAGCACAUUUGCAGAAGUUGAUAUGUUAAGUUCUGCUGAUACUAGCACAGUAGAUAAUAGCAUAAAUGACCAUGGGGAGAAGGUCGUGGAACCAAAAGGCUUAUCUGUGGCUACUGAAGCAGGGUCAAAGACUCACGAUUCUGUUCAAAAGACGCAGCCGAAAGAUGAACCGGAUCCCAAUAAAUUAGUUUAUUUGGAGGAAAAACGAGAAUCCAAAUUGGAGACUCUAGAUGGGAGAGAGCCCAAAUCUUCUAAAGAGGUUGAGAAGAGGUCCCACAGUGGGGAUUGCUUGCCUCAAGAAGUUGAGGUAUCCAAGGCUGAAACUGAGCAUGAGGAACGAGUAACAGAGGGCAGUGCUUCAGAAGACGCUGGCAAGGAUAACAUAGCUGAAGCUGGUGUGGCUGAAAGUGAACUUUGUGCUCAAAAGAAGACUGAAGAACAAGAUCCUGGAAUCAAUGAUGAAGACACUCUGGAGGCCAUGGUGGCUAACCCUGCUGAAGAAGUUGUUGCAUCUGUUCAUGGAGAAACUGAAGCAAUGGCUGCUGUUGAAGAAAAUGUGGUUGAAAUUGUGCAGAAGAGUGAUACCGAGAGCACUGCGAUCACUGUUGUUGACUCCCAACUGCAAACUGAAGCCACUUCCCCUAAAAAGUUAGAAGGGAUCUCUCAGGGAGAACUUGAGCAUGAGGAGAAGGAGCAAGGAGCUAAUGAACCCAUAGGGGAGGACGUGGAUAAUACUGGCAAUACAUCAUCAGAGCUUGCCAUAAUGCAGGGUGAGAGAGAAUGUAUUGCAACCACUGAAGGAAGAAGCCUGGUAGAUGGAGAUGCCCAAUCCUUCAGUGAGGUUGCGGAUGCCUUUCAGGAAGGAACCAGAAGUGACAAUAAAAGGGCAUUGGAAGCCAGUGGUGUAUCAGAUGAUGUUGGGAAGAAUGUAUUUGGAGAUGAGAAGACGCCAAGUGAUCCUCCUGUCGAAAAAGUUGAACGGGAGGAUUCUGACGUUGUAGGCACUCCGAUGACAGGAGAAAAAUCGGAAAAGGUCAAGGAUGCUUCCCAAGGGGAAAUUGAACACGAGAAACCAGAAGAUGAUGUUGGCAUUGCAACAAAUGCAGUUGAUUAUGUGGAGACAGCAUCAGAGCUUCCUGUUGGCUUGGGUGUCGAAACGAGUAAUGCAGUGGACACAAAUGUCAAACCCUCUGAAAUGGGAGAAAGUGAAAAUGAGAAACAGGAUGCAUCCGGUGGCAUUAAGGAGAAUGCAACUGAAGAGGAGCAGACAACAAUAGCACUUCCUGUGAUACUGGGGGAUAGAGAAGAUGACAAAAACACUGAUGGAGGCCCACUGGUGGAGAUAGAUAAAGAAUCCUCUGAAAAGAUGGAUGAUGUUCUCAUGGGAGAAACGGAAGUGAACACAAGUGAGGUGGGAGGUGAAGAUGGUGCAGGUGGCAUUGAGAAGGAUGUGACUGAGGUGGGAGGUGAAGAUGGUGCAGGUGGCAUUGAGAAGGAUGUGACUGAAGAUGACCAAUCGUUUCCUGCUGCACAGGAGGAAAUAGAAGCUUCUGAAACCAUUGAUUCUAAAAAGGAAAAUGAUGACACACAUGGAGAGACUGUAAAUGAAGCUGAGCAGAGAAAAAAUGUGAUCCCUCUUGUACAGGAUGUAAUAGAAGGCAAUCUAGAUACCGAUACAGAAAAUCUGCAAGUAGAAAUUGAAUGUGGGAAGCAGAAAGAUGAGAUGUUGCAGGGUGAAGCUGAAAUGAUUAACGAAAAAUCUCAACAGGCUAAACUCUCCCAUGAAGUAGAUAACGAUCACGAAUCGACAAUAAAAGAGCUUCCAGUUGCUGUAGUAGCAGCAGCAGCAGAGGUGGAAGGUUCAACAGAUGUUGAAAAAUUAGCUACAACAGACGACACCAAUGACUUGAUUGUAGAAAAACCAGAUAUUGUUGCAGAAAUAUCAGAUUCUAGGUUGGUCAAAGAACAUGAGAAUGAGAAAAUUGAGGAAUCUGAAAAUGGCGGUGUUGCUACAGAUGAAGCAGAAGUUGCUGCAAAUAGCUCAGAGGCCACGGAAUCGAAAGAAAACAAGACAGAAGAUGUUGGUGAAGAAGAAAAGGAACUUAAGCCUUGUGAAACAGACAAAAAUGAAGAUGGUGAUAGGGGUAUGGAUGAUUCUAAAAGUGGGGUGGAAUUGGAUAUGAAAGAAGAAAAACAAGAAGUUGGUGCUCCAUAAACAGAAACAAGCAGGGUAAAGAUAUUCAAUGAAGUGAAAGCAAACAAACAAAAAACAGAGCAUUGGAUGGAAGUAAUUAUUUAGUAU